Colletotrichum karsti is the source of this 1686-nucleotide messenger RNA. Its product is annotated as nucleolar protein 12. The record is from RefSeq and is a predicted model, not a curated record. The transcript has 3 exons. Gene Ontology annotation, molecular function: RNA binding. Bases 1 to 1686 code for a protein of 561 amino acids. Lineage: Eukaryota; Fungi; Ascomycota; Sordariomycetes; Glomerellales; Glomerellaceae.
AUGUACAAAAGUAAAUCGAGAAUCACGGCCUCUGCAAAGGCCAUCGACCCCACCCUUGAUGCGCUGUUCGCAUCCAGUUCGGGUCCAGUCGUUGUGCCGCCAGUGAAGAGAUAUUCUGAAGCACCUCCACCAAAGGCAAAGGCCCAAACUGUCGACUCAGACGAAGAACUGCCCGACGCCGACGAGGAGGACGAUGAGGAGCUCUCCGAGCUAGACUCAGCAGAGGGGAGCGAGGACGAAGACGAAGAUGGCGAGGAAGAUUCCGAAAGCGACGCGUCAGAGCAAAAUUCUACCCCAGAACCAGCCGCGAAGCCGAAGAAGGAGCGCAAGCGCAAGAGGGAGGAGGACGAUAUCGAGGGCAAAUACCUGAGCAAACUCGCGGAAGCCGAGGAAAAGGAACAGCCCGCCGAGAAGCGCACCAAAAAGGAGGUCAAGAAGGAUAAGGAGGACGAAUCUUCAGAAACAUCCGAGGAGGACGCUGAGGAGGAGGCAGACGACGACGAGGACGAGGAUGAAGUCCCAGUCCACGAAUCCCUCGCGCCCGAGUCCAAGAACAAGGACAAGAAUGACGAAAUCGAAAAGGCAAACCGCACCGUCUUCCUCUCCAACGUCGCCGCCGAAGCAGUCACAAACAAGGCCGCCAAGCGCACCCUCGAAGCCCACCUCUCCAGCGUCCUCGACAAGGACGCCAAGCCCGCGCAGAAGAUCGACUCCGUCCGCUUCCGCUCCCUCGCCUUCUCCACCGGCGCCCUCCCCAAGCGCGCCGCGUACAUCACCAGCUCCAUCAUGCAGGAGACGACAAAGUCCGCCAACGCCUACGUCGUCUUCUCCACCCCGGCCGCCGCCCGCAAGGUCGUCGCCGAGCUCAACGGCUCCGUCGUCCUCGACCGCCACCUGCGCGUCGACAGCGUCGCCCACCCCGCUGCGACCGACCACCGCCGCUGCGUCUUCGUCGGCAACCUCGGCUUCGUCGACGACGAGACCAUCGUCACCAAGGGCGAGGACGGCGAGAGGGUGGAGAAGAAGAGGACGAAGGUGCCCGCGGACAUCGAGGAGGGUCUGUGGAGGACGUUUGGCAAGCAGGCCGGCAAGGUCGAGAACGUGCGCGUCGUUCGCGAUCCCAAGACGAGAGUAGGCAAGGGUUUCGCCUAUGUCCAGUUCUACGACGCGAACCAUGUCGAAGCCGCCCUCCUCCUGGACGGCAAGAAGUACCCGCCUAUGCUCCCGCGUAUCCUGCGCGUAACCCGCGCCAAGGCCCCUCACAAGACGGCCCUCGCCAUGGAGCGCUCCGCCAAGGGCAAGCCCCAAGCCGGUGGUCCCGGCGCCCGCGGUCCCGGCAGCACCAAGUACAAGGCCAAGAUCACGCCCGAGCAGCAAUCCAUGGCCGGCCGCGCGAGUCGUCUGCUGGGUCGUUCCGGCGCCAUGCGCGAGAUGCGCGACCGCAAGGGCGGCGACAGGAAGCCGCGUCAGGCCAACGGUUCCGGUGUCGUUCCCAAGGACGACAUCAAGGCGCCCGAGGACUUCAUCUUCGAGGGUCGUCGGGCCAGCGCCAAGGACGGCAGGCCGUCGGACCUCAAGUUCGGCAAGCGGACCAAGGGUAAGGGCGGUGUGAAGAAGUCGACGAAGCCUACGGGUCGUGGCGCGAAGAGAGCGCAGGAGUGGAGGAAGAAGGAGAAGUCUUCGUAA